This is a messenger RNA of Schistocerca gregaria, 17638 nucleotides long. Its product is annotated as histone-lysine N-methyltransferase 2C-like. The transcript has 78 exons. The record is from RefSeq and is a predicted model, not a curated record. Gene Ontology annotation, cellular component: nucleus; MLL3/4 complex. Gene Ontology annotation, molecular function: histone H3K4 methyltransferase activity; histone binding; transcription coactivator activity. Gene Ontology annotation, biological process: positive regulation of transcription by RNA polymerase II. Bases 322 to 15189 code for a protein of 4955 amino acids. NCBI's taxonomy places the organism in Eukaryota, Metazoa, Arthropoda, Insecta, Orthoptera, Acrididae.
GUUUUCUGGUCUACACGGGUAGCAAUCAAUGGAAGUAGUAUACACUUUGUAAUGUACAUUUGCUAUGUUGUUAAACUUUACCGGUGUUUAUAGUAAUUUUUUAGUAGUUGCGAGUUAGUUACGUGUGUGUAAAUAAUAUUACAAUACCAACCAUUCAUUGGCAGUUGCUUUGUGAAUUGUUUGAAGUGUUGUGUAAGUUUCGAUGUGCAUACGGAGUGCAAACUAUGACCGCCCCAACCGCAGAGCGAGGCUGCAAUUACAUUCCCUUACUGAACGGCUAUCGGAUAUUCAGCAUAUGAAUAAGUAACAAGAGGUGACACCAUGGAAGAGGAACAAGAACAAUCCAAGCCCGGGUCCCCGCCUUCCUGUGGGGGUGGUGAUGAGGAGCUGGAACUGGAGGAAGCGUCCGCGGAGGAGGAGGAAGAGGAGACACUAUCUCCGCCGGGCAGCCAGACACCAUCCCAGCCUGCCACCAGCCCAGGAGCGUCUCCGGCUUCCUCGGGCUCCGUCCCCGCGACACCGGUGCAGGAGUCUCGGCUGAUGUUCUUUACUGGGAAGCCGCUGAACAUCCGGCGCGGCCGGGGCCGGCCGCCCUACAAGGAGAGGGCGACGCAGAGGCAGGGUCGGCGCAGCUCCCUGGGCAUCAAGCUCAAGAGGUGGAAGAGUCUGACGAAGGAAUCUCCCAGCAGAGAAGGCGACCCCGAGCAGCCGAGCCCGGCAGGAGACGGAGACGGGGCCGGAGCCGAGACGGAGAAGGCUCUACUGCCCGAGGAGCCACCCUACUUCCCUGAGCAGUGGCCGGGCAAGGUGUGCGCGCUGUGCAACCUGGGCGAGCGCAGCCAGCUGGGACAGGGGGACCUGCUGCAGCUGACGUACUCCCCCGAGGAGCUGGCUGCGCUGUUGAAGGAGCGAAGCGAUGCUGGCGCCGAAGGCGGCCUGUCGCUGGCGGGCGACGCUGACUCCGUCAUCGGCAGCAGCCCUAGCCGCGGGAAUGGCCACGCUCCGGCAUUUGGAGGCCUUGCGGUGACUGUACGGCGCCAGAAGAGCAUGGCCAAGUGCAAAAAUCCUUGCCCCACCAAUUCCGUUGAACCAGUGGACGAACUCAGUGUAGUUGGGUACCUCGACGAACCGGAUGUGGCGUCCAUCUUUGAAGCCUCGGGCCAUUUUUACGUCCACCAAGCGUGCGCAUUGUGGUCGCAAGGUGUGACACGCUCCGAGGACCUGGUGUUCCGCAACGUGGCGUCGGCCGUGGUGCAGGCGGCCAACCGCCGCUGUUCACACUGCGGUCACUUCGGGGCGAGUGUCGUGUGUAGGGUCGCCAACUGCGGGCGGGCACUCCACUUCCCUUGCAGUGCUGCAUCCGGUGCGUUCCAGGAGUGCAAGUCCGUCACAGUGGUCUGCAGCCUCCACUUGGAUCAGGUCCCCUUGCUCUUGUCCGGAGAGGGGGCGUGUGUGAGCUGCUUCGGGCUGGGCGACGUCGCGAACCUGGUGAUGUGCACGGCAUGCGGACAGCACUGGCACGGCCUCUGCCUGUCGAUGGCGCUGCUGCCCGGAGUGCGUGCCGGCUGGCAGUGCCUGGGGUGUCGCGUCUGUCAGGUGUGCCGGCAGCCGGGUGAGGAGGAGUCCAAGAUGAUCGUCUGCGAGUCCUGCGACAAGGGCUACCACCAGACCUGUCUGCGGCCCGUCGUUACUACCGUCCCCAAGUACGGUUGGAAGUGCAAGUGCUGCCGUGUAUGCUCGGACUGCGGGUCACGCACGCCAGGUGCCGGCCACUCGUCGCGCUGGCACGCCCACUACACGGUGUGCGACUCCUGCUACCAGCAACGCAACAAAGGCUUCUGUUGCCCACUGUGCCGACGCGCAUACCGCGCGGCAGCCUACCGUGGAAUGGUGCCGUGCAGUCUCUGCAGAAAGUUUGUGCACGGAACGUGUGACGCCGAGGCUGACCUCGUAACGUACCAGCAGAGGAAAGAGAGCCAGCCGGACUACGAGUACGUCUGCCCCAUCUGCAAGAGCCUCACUCAGCCUGGCCGCACUCUGCUGCCCAAAGCUCGCAAAGAUAGUGUGGACGAUGCAGGCCCAGACUCUAGCCUGUCGGCGUCCCGAGAGUCACUGUACCUGGAGGAGGACAUGGAUGUGGAGACCUCUCCUUCAGAGAGGGUGUGUAGCCCUGCUUCUGCUUCCGCUUCCGAUGAGUACACAUUCUCGGACCGAGCGGAGCUCCGCGGAGCGGUCGGCCUCGGCAAGGGGAAGCCUUUCUGUGCCGGCAAGAUCGCCAAGAAGAAGCUGGGCCUGUCGGGGAGCAUGCGUGGCAAGGGCGGCCACGGUUACCACAAGCGGCAGCGCCUCACCGACUUCGGGCGCAAGCGCGGGCCCAAGGCGAAGAUGAGGGGCGUGUUCGGGGCGCCGGGAGUCGGCCUCCAGAGGCCCCAGGUGGACACGUCCCAGCAGAGCGGUGGGCGGCAGCCGGCGGACGAGGAGCAUGGCAUAGAGAACAGGCUGGUGCUGUGUUCGGCCAAGGACAAGUUCGUACUGACGCAGGACCUGUGCGUCAUGUGCGGCGCCAUCGGCAUCGACCAGGAGGGCUGCCUCAUUGCCUGCUCCCAGUGUGGUCAGUGCUAUCACCCCUACUGUGUCAACGUCAAGGUGACGAAGGUGAUCCUGCAGAAAGGCUGGCGUUGCCUGGACUGCACGGUGUGCGAGGGCUGUGGCCUGCGUGACGACGAGGCGCGCCUCAUCCUGUGCGACGACUGCGACAUCUCGUACCACAUCUACUGCAUGCAGCCGCGCCUCGAGUACGUGCCCCAUGGCAACUGGAAGUGCAAGUGGUGUGCCGUGUGCACUGUGUGUGGCAGCAACGACCCCGGAUUCAACUGCACUUGGCAAAAGAGCUUCACGGAGUGCGGUCCCUGCGCCUCGAUGAAUACUUGCCCGGCGUGCAGCGACGCCUAUUGCGAAGGAGACCUCAUUAUACAGUGUGUGCAGUGUGAGAGGUGGCUGCACUGUGCCUGCGACCAGAUCAAGACAGAGUCGGAAGCAGAGCGGUGUUCGGAGGAGGGCUACACUUGCCUGAUGUGCAGGCCGCGCGACGAGCCGCCCCCGCACCUACUGCCCUCGUCCAACCUCGCCCCCAGGCCUCCACCACCAGUCUGCAAGAGUCCGGAACUACCGCCGAAGGUCGGAUCGCAGGCACAGUUCUAUGUGGACGGUGUCUGCCUUUCGGAAGUGGGGUUGCACCAGAUCAAGUCACUGACCAUGGAGCAGCAGAUCGUCCCACGAAAGAAGAGGUAUUCACGAAAGCUGUCGACGAAGGCCGACAAGGAGGCCGGUAUAAUGGCUACGAUAGAGUCCGUCGUCGCGGGAGGCAGUCAAGACGAGCAGCCGGUUGUGAAAGUGGAGCCGGCCAUCGAGUACAGGGAGGGCAUGGUGUGGCACGCCGGGGAGGAUGGCGGCCCUGCCGAGCCACCUGAGGGCUUCACGGUCUACACGACGGACAGCGGUGUCAUGAUUUUGCGCAGGAAGAGGCAGCGCAACCUGCAGAAGCUCGGUAUCGGAGGCUUCGUCGUCCGCCUCCGCGGCACCCGGUACAAGGAUGAAGAGGGCGGGGUCGGGGCAGACGGUGCGGGGAGUGCCGCCUGCUCUACUGGUGAGACGAUCGGGGGAGGAGCCGCCGUGCACGGCCAUGGCACUGAGGACGGUAUGAAGCCCCGCCGCAAACCGAACCGGAGGAGGCCCCGCAACCGCCUCAUGGAGUGCUACCCUUCGUACCUGCAGGAGGCAUUUUUUGGACGGGAGCUCUUAGACACAACAAAGGAGAAAGAAAUUGGUAGCAGUGACUCUGAAGGAGAGUCAGCGACACCUAAUGUUGGCGAGGACAAGAUUAUACAGCUAUCGCAGGAUGAAAUAAAAGCUAUAGAGGAACUGAAACCAAAAGAAGAAAGUGAGACAGAAAAGAAAGACAAGAAGGGGGACAAUGAAGGGGAGAACUCGGGCAGCAAGUCGCCAGACAAGGAGCAGGUGGCCGGUGACGAUGCUGACGGGAGUGACUCUGAGGUGCUGAACAUGCUGCCGUUACCGGGUGACCUACUGGACACCGACCUCGUCGACACAAUCAUGAACGAGGAUGAUGACGACAUCGCGAAAACCGGGGAUAACCUCGAUGAAAUUGGCGAAGACUCGGAGUUGAAUGACUCGCUUCCUAUAACAGACGGUGGGGCAGACGUUUCGGGGACCAGUCAGAAGGACGAGCUCACGGACAUCUUGAGUCCGCACUUUAACCUCGAGUCUAUGGUGCGAGACACUGGUCUCCCCAACAUGGACAGCCGUGAUGUGGAGGAAAUCAUCAAAGGAGUGCUGACAGACGAAGAGUCCCAGGAGUCGGUGUUUCCCACGGGAGCUGCCACCGCCCAGCAGACUUCAGGAGUGCAGCCCAGCACAGCUCUGCAGAGGACGCAGGUGGGGGGACCGCUGCCACCUGUCGUACCUUCGAGCCUGUCGUCGCCGUCGCCCUACCACUCUGAGUACAGCAAUAGUCCGCAGUUCAGCCCUGCGUUCUCGGAGCCGGCCAGCCCGUGGAUGUCUCCUGCGGAAGUUGGUGACGGUGAUGGCGUUUCCUCGUACAAUGCUCGCACGGCAUUAAAAAUGGAGGCAGAUGAGCCGCUUGGCGACCAGGCUACAAUAUCUGCUGUACUGUACGCAAACCUCCACCAUCCAGAGCUGAAGAAGGAGUUUCCAGCUUGGAACGAUCGAGCGAAACAGAUCCUGAAGAAGUGGAGGUCAUUACCGUCGGAGCGUAAGGCGCCGUACCUGCAAAUGGCCCGGGAGAACCGAACUGCACAGCGGAUGAAGAAGACGCAGCAGGACCAGGAGCGGCUACUGCAGCAGCAGAAGACGUCACGCGAGGCGGAACAGGAGCGGCAGUGGAAGCAGCUGCAGGCGCUGCGGCAGCAGCAGGCGCACCAGCACCAGCAGGUGAUCCAGGAGCAGCGCGUGCAGGCAAUGGCAAGAGUGCACCGACAGAUGAGUGUUGACGGCAUCCCGUUCCCUGCAGAGUCGCAGCAAGUCGCUGCCGGACUAUCGCCUCAGGACGGUUGUCUGACAUCACCGGUGGGCAUCCGUCCUCCCCCAUUCCCUCCACCUGCGGGGAUUCCUUCCGGUGCCCAGAAGGGGCAGCGACUGCCGAGUCCAGGUGCGGGUGCAGUUCCGGGCGGCACGAUUUUCCCACACCCUGUGGCAGCCGCCGUGACUGGGGUGGGCGUCCCGCGGCCGCCGGCGCCUCCCCCGCAGUCGCAGCGCGCCUUCCAGCCGGCCCUGGUGGGGAUUCCGCCUCUACCCGAGCAGCCGCAGCAAGUGGCCGUGUUCCGGUCGGCCGCUUCCGACGUCGUGGACCCGUACGCCCAGCCGCCGCACACCCCGAGGCCUCCAGCUCAGCAACAGUUCCCACCGAUGAUGGCCGCAGUGCAGAGGUACACCCCGACACCGUACCCUCAAGGAGCUCCACCACCGCCUCCGCCGGGUAUGCGCGCCGUCCAGUUUGCUGCCGCUGCUGCCGGAGGCCCGGCCCCCCCGCGACACGGGUUCGCUCCGCGCGGUCCAGACGCGGGAGGGUACGUGACGGCUGCCAGCCUGGGCUUCGUCCGCCCUGGCCCGCCUGUCGUACAGGCCCAUGUGGGCACGCCGCCCCAGUCCACCGGCGUAGGUGUGGGUGCGGUGGCGGCCGCAGACCCGUACGCCAUGCCGUCUCUGACGCCUAGACCUGCACAGGAACAGCUGCGGGACCUCCUGCAGACCAAGAAGGCGGCAGAUGAGCAGCCGGUGCCCAGGCUGUGGGCGGCAGAUCAGCUGGCGCCGCAGCAGCAUGGUGGCGCGGAGGUGGCGGCGGACCCCGGCGCGGAGUUCCGGCAGCCGCUGCCACCCGCACCGUCGCGCCCGCCGCGCCUCGCUGCCCCCGCUGUGAUCAGGGCUGCCCAGCUGCCACUGCAGGCACAGGCUGCACUCAGGGCGCCCCUCCAGGGCCUGGACCCGAGAAUCCGACACGUUCUGCAGCAGCGGUACCCGGGAGCACUGCUGCGUGCGCAGCGCAACCCUCUGGAUCCUUACGACCAUCUGGUGCAGCAUACCCAGCCGCAGGCGCCUCCACAGCCACAGCACCAGGAACCGCCCCCACAGCCGUCGCCGUUCGCUGCUGCCGGUGCCAUUGUGUCAUCGGAUGCUCAAGAAAUACCUGAAAGUGUGACCGAAGAGCUGGAGAAGUUGGAAGAAGAAGGCGUUGGAGCGAUACUUGGAGAACUGGGCGACGAUGACGAACUACUUGAGAUGGGCAACGAUUUCAACAUCUUGGAGUAUGCGGAUCCAGAACUGAGCAGUGUAGUGGGAGGAGAAAAGACGAACAUACUGGAUGACAACCUGGACCUAGAGGAAGUAGCGGCAGGAAGGACAAACGACGAUCACAAAGGGGUCAAGAAGGAGCCGCCAGCGACUGCCGUGAGCACGACACCCGCCGUCCGGCCACCUGCCCCGACACCGUCCACACCGACAAGUCACUCAUCUACGCCAAAGUUAGCUGAGACUCCAUCCCCGAGACAGCAGGUAAAAGAAGAGAGUUCUGAUCAACCAGUGGCUCCAAGCACAAGCUCCUCAACUCCGGAACAACAGGUAUUGGCGAGGCAGGCCUUCCCGGGCACCAGCCCCACCCACUACGCCGGCGGUGCACCCGGCGGGACGUCUCCGACAGCGGCGGCGACGGGACUGCACCUGCAGCGACUCCCUAUACACGUGCAAGCUGUGAUCCACCACCAGCAACAGCAACAGCGCCUGCAGCUGCGGCCGGCCGGCCCGCAGCGCGUCGUGUCGGUGGCUCCGGCGACCGGCCAGCGCCUGGGUCUCGCCCCGCCGCCUCCGCCCUACCCGGGGCCGCCGCCCCCUUACCCGGGUCAGCAGGUGCAGGUGAGCCUGCGCAACCUGAUGCCUCCGAGGGCGCAGACGCCGGCGCCCCAACCUCAGCCGCAGGGUGCAGCCGUCGUCCAGCCGCGCAGGCCACUGCUGCUACAGUCUGUCCAACUGCAGGAGCAGCCCCUGCUGCUGGAGGAACUCCUCGAGCAGGAGAAACGUGAGCAGCAGCAGCAGCAGCAGCAGCAACAACAACAACAGCAGGAGGGGCCCGAGGCCGACUUCUCCACGGGGGCCACUGGCGUCACACCGCAGUCUCCCCAGCAAGGACAAGGUGCACUCCCGAGCCCGGGGGGCCUGCGACAGCAGUUCCUAGGCGGCGGCGUGCGGCCGGCAGUCCCCACCUCCCAGCAGUCACUGGGCACCGGGGCCAGCACGGCGCGGCCUCCUCCGCCACCGCAGGGUCCGCCAUCCGGAGAAGCUGCCGGAGGCAGCAGAGUCCCCCCAUUCGGCGCGCCGAGCCUGCCGCCUCCGCCCGCGCCGCCGCCAGACGACGUCGUGACGGAGGCGGACAGGCAGCAGCAGGCGGCGUACGAACAGUGGCUCUCACACCAGAUGCAGCUCGUGUCCGCCCAGCUCAAGUAUUACGAGUGUGAGGUCAGCAAGCUGCGCAAGACUCGAAAGUCCCUGAACAGCAAGCAGCGCUCACUGCGCAAGGCGGGGUCGGAGCUGGGGGAGGCGGAAGCCGGACAGCUGGCGCAGGUGACGGCGGAGACGGCGGCUCUGCAGAAGCACCUGGAGGCGGCUCGCCGGCAGAGCCGCCAGCACAGCAUGCUCGUGCAGGAGUAUCGCAACAAGCAGCAGCAGAAGCAGCGUUCGCAGCUACCAGCCAGCGGAGUCGCGGAGCCCCCGUCUCCGACAUACGUGGCGCGCUCGCCGACAGUGCCUUCGCCUGCCGGAGGGGGGGCGUCGCCGCUCCCCAGCCCCGGGGGGCCCGCGACACUGCAGCAGCAGCAGCAGCAGCAGCAGCAGCAGCUGAUGGCACCGAGCCCAAGCUCUGCCGCCAACCGCGGCCAGUCGCCUUCUCCCCGCACGGGCACACCUCAGUCGCAGCACGGCGAGGAGAGCGCUUUCAGCCCGGGAGCGCAGAUGCCGUCUCCGGGACGCCUGACUUCGCCGUCACCCCAGCAGAGGAUGUCUUCGCCACAGCACCGGACAACGCCUAGCCCGUUUCCUUCUGACCAGAUGAGGAUCCAGCAUGCGGGCCCCCGUUUCGCGCGCUCCCCCCUCGGGCUGGGGACGCCGCAGCCACAGCCGGCCGCCGCCGCCUCCCCCGCGGAGUUGCACCGCCCGCGCAGCUUGCCGGCCGGCUACGGGUCGGGUGCCAGUGAGCGGGCGUCGCCCGUGGGCGGACGGCCCUCGGGGGGUGCGGGCUCGUCGCCGGCGACUCCUGCGGCGGGCUCGUCCCAGCAGCAGCGGCAGCAGCAGCAGCAGUUGAUCGUGCAGCGCCACAUACAGCAGCAGCAACAGCAGAUCCUGCAGCAGGAGCAGCUGCAGCACGAGCAGCAGAACGCGCUGGCCACGCUGCAGCAGCGCCAGCAGCAGCUCUCCCUGCAGCAGCGCCACCAGCUGCUGCAGCAACAGCAACAGCAGAUGCUGCAACGCCAGCAGCAGCUCCUUCUGCUGCAACAGGGAGGUGGCAGCCCGGCCCCGCCACCGCAGAGCCCGACGACUCCGUCCCCACGGCAGCAGCUGACACCCCAGCCCAGGGUCUCCGGCAGUCCGCAGGGUGCAGAGCACCCGCCCACACCCCAGCAGCAGCAGCAGCAGGAUCGGCAGCACGACGGCGAUGGGGGAGGUGGAGGUGGGGGUGGGGGUGGUGGGGGUGGCAACCCACACAACCCUCUGAACCCCAUCCCCAUUCUGAGGUUGUUUGGCCGCUACGGCACUUUCAAGCUCGGCCUCCGCGGAGGAUCACCGAUGUGGGGGUACGGACAGCCACCGUCUACCGGCACUGCCGGUGGAAGCGGUGGCGGCGGCGGCGGUGGCAACGGAGGAGGCAGUUCGGCCCCCCCUACGCGCCAGCAGCCGGACACGUCACUCGUCUGCGCCGACUACAACGAUUUCGACGACGAGAGCUCGCACACUCCUCCGUCUGCACCUGGCGAGAAGGACGCCACUCGGCCGCACACCUCGAUCACGGCAGAGGAGGAAGUCGCGUGCGAUGCCGGUGCCGGGACGCCGCCGCCGCAACCGCAGACGCAGACGCAGCCGCCUCCCCGGGGGUCCGCAAUCCCGUCGGUACUCGGUUCGAACGGUGAUCUCCCGAGGGACAGGUCGGAGCUGGAACCUCCCGGAAGAAUUGCCAUUAUAGGACCUCGCUCGGGUCCGGAGAAGAUAGUGGCGACGACAGACACCCCCGAAUCGCCGGAUCAGGUUGAAAUGAAUGUAGACCCAUCACCAGAACCAUUCCUGCCCACUCCAGAGACUGUGGGUAGCAAAGAGGAAGAAGAAAUGGCAAUCCACCAAGAAGAAGUUGUCAUUCAAGUGGACAAGUCUUCAGGGAAGCAGGAUUCUUCACGAGCAGGAGCUGAUGAGUGCCAUGUGGAAGGGAAGCUGCCGUCGGCACCGGAAAUGUCGCCGUUCGCGACGCCGACUCCGCCUCCCCUACCGCCUCCCGGCACGCCCUCCCACACACCGCCCGCCACCCCGCAGAGCCCGAGGGUGGCCGCACAGUCGCCUUACCAGCACCAGCAGCCCGUCACGGCGUCGGUCAUAGCCCGCCGCCCGACGCCCUCUCCUCCUCAGCACCAGCAGAGUCACCACCAUUACCAGCAGCAGCAGCUACAACAGCAACAGCAGGAAGAAGAAUCGCACCAGAAGCAGAUGCAGAAGACGUCUCCAUCCCCUUCGGUGCACGAGUCGGCGCACUUGUCGUCUAGGCUCCCCCCGUAUGGGUUAACUCCGACAUCGCGGGCCACCGGUGUAAGCGUCAUAGCCAGCACACCUCGGAUGUCAGCAUCUGAGCAGUCAGGUGUUCCGAAUGCCGACGAGAGGAACAGGGUGGAGCCGAGACCUAGUGUCCUCGAAGGCCCAGCAGCAAGGCAGCUGGCGGACGUAGAGAACUCGUUCAAGGUCAUACAUUCCAUAGUUACAGAAGCAAAAUCACAGAGUUCGACUCAACAGCAUUCUGAAACAAGACCGACUGUAUUCGCUGUAGCUGAAAAAUCACGUGCUCACCUUCAAGACGAGAAUCUGUCGGCACCGAUCCCGCGGUCGGAAGAAAACAUUUCGGUUCCCGUCUCACUGGGAACGGUUUCGCACAGAAGUCAGCCCGUCGACGACCGUUUCCGGUCGGCAGUUCCCACGAGUAGCCACGCGGUCGGUGUCGUUUCUCUCGACAGACGACUCGCACCCGGGCCCUACGAGACCACACGGGUGGAUACGCUAUCGAUGGGACUGGCAAACGCCGAACGGCGAGACUCGGAGCAGACGAUUAGAGCGUCAGUCCUGGGAGACCAACUGCGCGCCGCCGCGACCGCAGCUGCAGAGCGCUCGCGCUCCCUCGACUCAGAGCCUGGUGUCGUCCGUUCCGUGCUGGAGAGCCGUCUCAUUGGGCAGCAGCAGGUCCCGACUUCAAGCCCUCAGAUGCACCACCACGUCGUCCCACCGCCCACAUACAGACCACUGCAACAACAACAACAACAACAACAACAACAACAGCAGCAGCAACAACAACAACAACAACAACAACAACAACAACAACAACUGCUGCAGCGGGCUGGUGCUGCCCCUGUGACUUCGCGCAGCGUGUCGACGCCAUCGCCUCUGCAGCAGCUCCCGGCCGUGUCGUCGCCGGUCCAUCAACAGCCACGCUCUGCCGAGCAGUCUCCCGGCUCUGCAGUGCACCAGUACGUCUCCGUCAACACGUAUGGAAGUGUCGUCAGCAGAUCACCACCAGUCGCAAGGACGCCGACGACGCCGUCACCUCGAUACCACCUGCAAGACUCGUCGCCACCCCCACUGUCGUACCAACAGUCGGCGACCACUUUCGUGCACAGCUAUGCAAAACCUUCGAUCAAGCAAGAGGAUUCACCGAAACAGUACCCGCCUGCAGUGACAGUGAAGACGGAGCCGGCGGAUGUGGACCGGCUGGUGUCGCAGGUGCCGCAUCUUCCCCACCAACACCCCCACCACCAGCCGCCCCCGCAGCCGCAGCAGCAGCUCCUCUACCAGCCGAAGGCGGAGCCCCACUCUGGACAACCGCCACCCAGCUGCAAGUACCAUCCGGGGGUGCGCCCCGCGGACGACUCGCAGAACGUGCUGCUGAAGCAGCUGCUGCAGAACGCGGGCUGCGCGACGGGCGGCGCGGCCGGAGGCGGCUGCGGCCGGGCGCCCCCCGCGGCUCCCCUCCCCCCGACCUCCGCCUCCGCGGUGACCGUGCCGUCCCUGGAGCAGCAGCUGGCGCGGCCGGUGCCUCCGACGCCCUCGGCCCUGCUGCCUCCUCUGCUGGACGAGCGGGCGCGGCCGCCCCCGCCCCCGCAGGCGCAGCAGCGGGCCGCGGCACAGGCGCCCCGGCGUCCCGACUUGCAAAUGCAGCAUCGCAUUCUGCAGCAACAACAGCUGCAGCACCUGCAGCAGCAGCAGCAGCAACAACAACAACAACAACAGCAACAACAGCAGCUGUUACUUCAACAACAACUGCAACAACAGCAGCAGCAACUGCAGCAGCAGCAGCAACAACAACAGCAGUUGCAGCUUGAGCAACCUCAGCAACAACUUUACCACCAGCAGCAACAGCAUCUAUCUCAGCAGCAGCAGCAGCAGCAGCAGCUGAGCCUGCAGCUGACACCGGGCGAGCAGCGAGUGCGCGGCCCCGGGUCUGGUGCCGAGCUGCUGUCGCCGCCCACGCCGCGAUCGUUCACCUCACCGUCCGCAUCGCCCCUCACCUCUCCACAGGUGGCAGGCAAGGGUGGGCCCCAGCAGAUCAGCCCCAUGCCAGCGAGUGAGAUAAAACGGGAGCAGCCGGACGUGCUGAGCCCCACUGGCAAGCUGGAGCCGAAGGAUGAGGCGAUGGACCUUCUGGGCCAGGACCAGGCGUCUCUGGAGUUGAAGAAGUUAAAAAGGCGCCAGUACCAGCAGAAGCGCCGUCAGAGCCAGGGCAAGGAAGCUUCGACAACCCCGAAGAAAAGGCCGCGCAAGGCGGAAGAAGACUACGACACGUUUGUGGAGAACGUGAUGACACAGUUGCGGCAGUUGCCACCUCUGUCGAUUCUCGAGCCGACUCUGGCCAGGAACCACUCGGCGUGCCCCGUGUUCGGUGCAGGUGACGCUACGAAGGUGGGACCCCUGACCGGAGAACUGCGUGGCAGAUACGGGAGUGCAUCGUUACCCAAUGUUUCGGACCAUUACAACACGAGGCCAUUCGGUCCUCUGCCGCCACUGCCUCCUCUCCCACCUCCGUCGACACAGCGAGGGUUUUACGACCAGGAGUUUGCUUCUGUUCGUUUUGAUAAUGACAGUGACGAUAAGAAAGAUCAUCGGGAGAGAGAUAACGACACGCCGGACACCAUUAUAAGUUCGUCUUCUCCCGAGUGUGUUUUCAGAGAUCUUCCACUUCGUUUUCCAGGUUUACAAUUAAUUAAAGAUGAAGACGAAGACGAAAGUGAGGAAGACAGCAAGGCGUGGGCAGCACGCCGCACCUCUCCUGUCAUUCCACUUGUCACUCCGAUACCCAUCCGGCUGCGCCCACCACCACACUACGCCAAGGAUGCUGCCGAUGUGGACAAGGAAAACGCCGGAGGGCCUCAACUGCUGGUGCGCCAGCGGUUCGGCCCGUCCCCACCGGCUCCAUUGCGAGACUCCGGCAACGUGACGGUGACACUGACGCUGACGGCCGCUGCCGCCGAGGACAUUGCGGGCGUCCUGCACCGGCUGGCUGGCAUCCUGCGAGUGCCAACGCCCGCGGCGUUUGACGUAAUUGAGAGGACGAGUACGCCACCCUCCCAGAAGUUGGGGCUGUACAGGACUCGCGGGAAGGACGGCAAGGAAGGAGCUCCCGUAGAUAUCCAGAGCAUCCUGAACGGCGCCGCAAAAUUUUGCCGUCACUGCGACGUUGUGAUCCUGACGAACCUGAUACGCAAGAAGGUGAGUGAGAUCCCGGGUUUGUCGGCAAGGGAGGAGCUGGUGGCGGACACGGGGCCUGACGGGGACGUCUACUUCUGCAGCGCCGCCUGCUACAUGCAGUUCGCCCUCAUGCACCGCUCCCCGACUCUCAACCAGCAGGAGAAGGCUGCAGCUGUCGUGGACCACGUGAGUCAGGAAAUGAAACGAGAGGUGAAGAUAAAGGAGGAAGUGGUGGAGCCGGCACAGGCAGAGUCCGCCGACGGAGAGCACGAAGCGGACAAGCUUGUAAUAAAGAUCAAGGAAGAACUGCCUGAUCCAGACGAAACAUCUCAGACCUCCAACGAGCCCGUCACGCCGACCGGCAAGGCAAAAGUGGAAGAGCCGACUAGUGCGGAGCCCCCGGCAGAGGAAUUUCAGCGCCCCGAGAAGCGCAGCCACCGGGCGGCAGCUGGUGAAGAGCCCGCCCGCAAGGUGUGGAAGGGCGUCCGCUACCGCUACUGGAACCCGGGCUCCAUACAGCCGGCAACCAAGUACAAGAAGCCAACCGAGCGGGAGAUUACAGAGAUGCUGUUUCGCAUGGGGAUCACAAUGGCACCAUCAAAAAUGCCCGAGGACACUCGCAAAUGCCUGUUCUGUCAUCAGAUAGGAGACGGAGUGGCCGACGGGCCCGCCAGGCUUCUCAACUUCGACGUGGACCGCUGGGUGCACCUGAACUGUGCACUGUGGUCGGACGAUGUGUACGAGACGGUGAACGGUGCGCUGAUGAACCUGGAGAGUGCGCUGCAGCAGGGGAUGCAGGCGACGUGUGCACUUUGCACCCUAGCGGGCGCUACGGUGCGCUGCUUCAAGCUCCGCUGCUCCUCUGUCUACCACCUGGGCUGCGCCGUCAAGGACGGCUGCGUCUUCUACAAGAACAAGUCGAUGUACUGUGCCACCCACAUACCGAAGAAUGAGAAGGACAACGAGCUGACGACGCUGGCAGUGUUCCGGCGCGUGUACGUGAACCGUGACGAGAACCGGCAGGUGGCGGCAGUUAUGCACCAAUCGGCGGACCAAAGCAACCUGCUGCGUGUGGGCGGUCUCAUCUUCCUGAGUGUGGGGCAGCUGCUGCCACACCAGCUGCACGCCUUCCACUCGCCCUCCUGCAUCUACCCCAUUGGCUAUAAGAUUGUGCGCUUCUACUGGAGCAUGCGGGUGCCGAACAAGCGGUGCCGCUACGUGUGCAGUAUCCACGACGUGGCGGGCCGGCCCGAGUUCCGCGUGCUGGUGCAGGAGCCGGCGCAGGACGACCUGGAGCUGCGGGACACGUCGCCGCGCGCCGUCUGGGCGCGCAUCCUGGAGCCUCUGGCGGCACUGCGGCGCCAGCAGGGCGGCGUCCAACUCUUCCCGAAGUACCUGUCCGGCGAGGACCUGUUCGGCCUGACUGAACCGGCCGUAGUACGCGUGCUCGAGAGCCUGCCCGGUGUGGAGACACUGACGGACUACCGCUUCAAGUACGGACGCAACCCGCUGCUGGAAUUGCCGCUGGCCGUCAACCCGUCGGGCUGCGCACGGACCGAGCCCAGGGCGCGUGGCCAGCUGCCAUGGAAGCGGCCGCACACCCAGCGGACGUCGACGCUCAACCGCAACGCGCCCUUCGUCCCCGCCCUCACUUAUGGCGGCAUCCAGGGGGAGGCGGCGUGCCCCUACUCGAAGCAAUUUGUCCACUCCAAGAGUUCGCAGUACAAGAAGAUGAAACAGGAGUGGAGGAACAACGUGUACCUGGCCAGGUCCAAAAUACAAGGGUUAGGUCUUUAUGCAGCACGAGACCUGGAGAGACACACAAUGGUCAUAGAGUAUAUCGGGGAAGUAAUCCGCACCGAAUUGUCCGAAGUUCGUGAAAAACUGUACGAAGCAAAGAAUCGAGGUAUAUACAUGUUCCGCCUGGACGAAGACCGUGUGGUGGACGCUACCCUGUCGGGCGGCCUCGCUCGGUACAUUAACCACUCGUGUAACCCCAACUGCGUGGCGGAGACUGUAGAGGUGGAGAGGGACCUCCGCAUCAUCAUUUUUGCCAAGCGACGCAUAUCACGUGGUGAAGAGCUGGCGUACGACUACAAGUUUGACAUCGAAGACGACCAGCACAAGAUACCGUGCAAUUGCGGGGCUCCCAACUGCCGUAAGUGGAUGAACUGAGCCGGACACCACUUCCGGAAGGAGCGACCGCCGAGUACCCGAUCGCCUCUCCGAGUGGUACACCGGCCAUGUCGAAGUCCGCACCCGGGUGUCGAGGGGUUGCUUGCAAACUGUACCCUAGUUCGAGAGGUUACCUGCGGUGUGGUGCCGUAAGGAUUUAAUCUGAUGCCUUAAAAAUUUUGUUGCCUUAUAUUACACACUGGGAGAACUGACAGCUCAAAGUUAUGUCCUCCCUCUCAAAGUACACGCUAAGGUCCGUUAUUUCUUCAGUUAAACGUGCGAUCCGGGAGAGAACACCUCGAUGCACAUGUGAGAGGAGGAAUGUAAAACUGACAAUACCUUUAAGAGUGCCUGCGUCAGCCAGAUUCCCGAGUAAAACUGGGAUCACGUACUCGUAGUAGGUCGGUACACGGGUAACUGAUUAACUCACUUUACCGACCCGCCUUAUACAACAAUAAUUGUACGAAAUUUAUUUUGAGAAAUUUAGGUAACUGCCGUUCAGAAGUGACCUUUGACAAACAAUAUUCGUGUCAUUUGAUUGUGGUGACGGACAUCUUGUGAGUGCAAUCUGAAUGACACAGUGUUUUCAGCUGGGAAGUUGUGGUGGAAAGCUACUUAGGGCCCGGGCUGUAGCACAGUCAUUUUCUUAUAUUGGAGAGACCUCACUUUGGCACCUGGGGUUACUGUUUUCCUUUAGAGUGCUCAUUGUGUGACUAGUGUGAUCACUUGUUCUGCAGAGUGUUUUGUAAUGCAGUUUCCUUUUUUAUGUGAUGUUUACAGAGAGCUAUUUGGCAGUUUGUAUUUGUGCACCGCACGUGUUACUCAUCACUGUGAAACUGGCAUAUCUCCGAUAGUGUGUGCAUCAUUUCUUGUAUGUGUGCUGCCAGUUUAAGAUUCUCUUCUGUAGCUCGAAAGGUGUUCGUUUGUUAGAAUAGUGUAUCCGGUCACAAGCAUUUUGUUACAAACCGCUCGACUGUAUAUUUACAGUGUCAUUUAGUGACAACAGUGCCUGCUGAGGAGAUGAGGUGGUCUUUUUAAUUAUUAUCUAAAUGAUUCCAUUGGUUGUGUUUAAAACUAUUUCAAAUGGGCGUUUUAUCAAAAGAAUUUUAUGUGUAUACGUUUCUGUUGUACACAUAUGUAAUAUGGAAGUUAGGAAAUUUCAGGGUUGAGCAUUGGUGUAUGAUGUAUUAAAGUAAGAGUAAGUGUAUAUUAAGAAAUGCCUUAAUUAUGGCUACUUUACCAGAGAACAAAUUGUGAAUAUGUAUAAUUUUUUUAGUGUAUAGUAUAAAUUGCUUGAUAGAAGCUAAUAGCCAAAGUUUUUGAAAGAUGUUAAUUUUUCCUAGCAAACAAUCUUUGAGAGAUUUGUUAUGGUGCAAUAUUAUGGUAUGUAAUAGCUAUUGAGAUCACAGAUGCUUAUUCUUUACUUUUAGAAAUGUCAAGGGCUAUCCACUGCAGAUUUCAGUUUGUCAUCAUGUAGUCUUAAUUUUGUGUGCACGGCUCUUUUACAAUUUUUAAGAAAGAAAUGUCUGUAUUCUGUACCAAAUGAUUUAAUUUCAAGAUUAUUUUUUUAACAGUCACAAUUUUUGUACACAGGUGUUUUUUUUUUUUUACUAAAAAUAGAUGCCCGUUACUCAAUACCGACUGUAACUCCGUUCGUAUUGUGUGAACAGUGUUUGAGAAAUCUCUCGUCACUGGAAAAACCGGCAGAGAACGAACUGCUGUGAACAGUCACAUUGUACUAGCUAAUGGUAGCUGCCUGCUGAGUGGGUGCGAUACGCCUCACUCUACGAGGUAUCGUUACAGAUUGUUUACAGUGUAUUUGAGAGUUGUGCAGCUGACGUGAAUAGUUUUUUCUCUAGGCAGCAGUUUUUUAUUUUGUACGAUUGUAAUUUUUGAUUCGGUGCCCGAGUGAUUUAAUAUUUGACCAGCAGCUGAAUAAUUAUUGCUGCGAAAGAUUUCACUUAUUCCUACUGACCGUGUCAUUUGGCUCUCAGUGCAAUUAACAGUGAAAUAUUGUAAGGCUCUUUUAAAAUGAAGUAAAAACCCUUACUUCCAUUUGGGUAUUUAAAAUCUUACUGAAUGGCAUCAGUUGAAAUUUUAAAUACUGGCCAAAUAUGUAUCUGAUUCAAUAAUCUUGGAAGUAAAUCAUUUGUAUUAACAGUUUUUCAAAUGCUUACACCUUCCACAGAAUGGUGUACGACACAUGUUUCGUGAAAUGUCAGUUGUGGAGAAACUGUGAAGACUUAUGCAAUGAUGACUCCAUAGUUACCCAGUUCUUUGACACUUGUAUUGUGAGUUCUUAUAUUUGUCUUGUCUUUUUUGUAAAUAUGAAACUUUUGUAUGAUAAUUUUCAUCAUGUAAGCAUAUGUAAGUGAUUUGAUUGAAGUGUCCACAUUUUUGUUUAGUGUGAAAAUUGUUGGAAUGAUGAAUAUAUGAUUGAAAUGAGUAA